Topomyia yanbarensis is the source of this 717-nucleotide messenger RNA. RefSeq lists its product as uncharacterized. The coding region runs from base 1 to 717 and encodes 238 amino acids. The transcript has a single exon. The record is from RefSeq and is a predicted model, not a curated record. NCBI's taxonomy places the organism in Eukaryota, Metazoa, Arthropoda, Insecta, Diptera, Culicidae.
AUGGAGCAACUCGGUGUUCUCGUCCAUCGCCGCGGUAUGGCCAAAGGUAAGGUAACCAAAAUUUUAUGUACCAUUCAACCCCAACACGAAGACAAUCUAGUGCUUAGUCAGGCACAAAUUAAAGUGUACACCAAGAAAUUGGAAUCUGCUCAAAAGGAGUAUGAAGCCCUGCAAGAGAAAAUCUUGGAGCUGGUAUCUGCUGAGGACAUGGAUGCUCAUGACCAACACUUCGAAGCCUUCGACGAUUUGUGUGACAUGGUAGGAAUCAUCCUGGAGGAAAAGGGUGAAUCUGGUGUGCCUAUCGCAGCAAACUCCAUUCCACCGAAUGCUGCCACUUCACUGGUGAUCCAUCAACCUCUCAGAAUGCCCAUUCCCACUUUCGAUGGAAGGUUUGAAAGCUGGCCGAAGUUUAAGGCAAUGUUCAUGGACCUAGUGGACAAAGCACCCGAUCCGCCAGCUGUUAAGUUGUACCAUCUCAAUAAGGCAUUAGUGGGUAGUGCAGCUGGUUUAAUAGAUGCGAAAACGAUUAAUGAAGGCAAUUAUGCACACGCUUGGGAAAUUCUCGAGGAGAGGUACGAGAACAAACGACACGCCAUCGACUGUCAUAUUCACGGCCUUUUGAAUCUAACCAAAAUGUCUAAGGAAACAAAUGGCGAGCUCAGGAAACUGAUAGAUGAGUGCACAAGGCACAAUCCGCAACUCAAGUCAAACCUAUGA